This is a messenger RNA of Panicum virgatum (switchgrass), 1146 nucleotides long. RefSeq lists its product as uncharacterized. Lineage: Eukaryota; Viridiplantae; Streptophyta; Magnoliopsida; Poales; Poaceae. The record is from RefSeq and is a predicted model, not a curated record. The coding region runs from base 230 to 751 and encodes 173 amino acids. The transcript has a single exon.
CCAACCAUCACUUCAACUUCAGACAAUUAACAAGCCAUAUCGCCGCUUCCUCUCUCUGUCUGUCUUCCUACAUCUUCACUGUUUCUAGUCCUUUCCAUCUCUGGGGAUGUCCAGAGGUGGUAGAUAAGAAGUUGCAACCUCCAUGACCUCUCCACAUAUACACCUUUGCACCCAAACUUCCAUAGAGCCAGACAGAGCUUGAGAGAGUAGCAGCAGGCCAGCAGCAGCGAUGGAAGAGUUCACAUUCCCCACCGUCCAGUUUGAGCACUGCAACGCCGUCAAGAAGAAGGCCCCCUUCCCUCACUUCGCCUCCCCGUCCCCGUGGCUCGUCGUCCCCGGCGGCGUUGUGGACACGGCUGUCUACGAGCGCGAGCACCGAAGGAGCUUCUCGGCCGCGGAGCAGCAAGCCCCGGGCAGUGACCACCACCACCUGGGAGGCUACGACGGCCACCACCACGGCUCGGCGAGGUUCGCCGUGGAGGACAAGAUGGACAUGCUGUGGGAGGACUUCAACGAGGAGCUCGCCCGGGCCGCGCAGCCGUGCCCGCUGACCAAGGGGACGCCGUCGUGGGCGGCGACGAAAGACUCCUGGUUCGCUGGCGACGGCUACGAAGGCGCCGGCGAGACGCGGAAGCACGCCGUCGUCCGGAGGCGUAGGAUGGGCCUGCUCAUGAUGCUGAGGCUGCUCAAAAAGCUGUUCCUGGCGCACAAAUCCGGCGCCGCCCCGUCGAGGAAGGCGCCGCCGAUCUGAUGCAGCUGAAAAAUCGAGUCUUCGACUGUGCAUGGAUGAUGAUGUAUCAGGUGUAUAUACGAGAGCGAUCGAUUCAUCAAUACGUGUGUCUCUCACUAGCACAGGACCAAGAACUUGAUUCACAGCCGUCAGUAGCUAUGGCUUUUUGCUGAUGAAUGUUCUUGUUUCUCUGUUAGAAGCUCGUCUUGUCUGUGGCUGUUCAGAGCCUGAUCCACCUAAGUCAGUAGCUGCUAGAACUUGCAGAAUCGGGGCAGCUAUAAGAAUUCUGCAUCGAACAAAUUUGGCAUUUUUGUCCAAUCAGGCUGAUUUUGCUAUUUCGUCAAAUUCUUUCAUGGCUGAACUUCCACAGUUCCUGCGCCAUUUGAAAUUUCGGAAUAAUAAGAGAAUAUUUGCUA